Molecule: messenger RNA, 1931 nt
Organism: Micropterus dolomieu (smallmouth bass)
Lineage: Eukaryota; Metazoa; Chordata; Actinopteri; Centrarchiformes; Centrarchidae
Gene: myca
Product: MYC proto-oncogene, bHLH transcription factor a
Exons: 3
Coding region: 268-1545 (425 amino acids)
Biological process (GO): positive regulation of cell population proliferation; regulation of transcription by RNA polymerase II
Molecular function (GO): DNA-binding transcription factor activity, RNA polymerase II-specific; protein dimerization activity; RNA polymerase II cis-regulatory region sequence-specific DNA binding
Source: RefSeq, a predicted model, not a curated record
CCAAGAGCGGUACACAUCUGAUUCCUUUAAUUACUUCCUUCCUGUAGUUAAUUGGUGCCAAUCGGUCCAACCUAAAAAACAAAACAAACCACUGAGCUAGACGGUCAGGAGUGCACGUUAUUUCUCACUCUGUGCAUGUUAGCUUACACAUUACCCACAAACUGCAUUCAGCGUGUUUGAUUCACCUGUUUCAGCCAAUUCAGAGCUGUCAGCGCUUGCAGAGAGAUCGAGCUUCACAAUAAGGAAAAAGACACCAGAGACAUCACCAUGCCGCUGCAUUCAAGUUUAGUGAGUAAAAACUAUGACUACGACUACGACUCUCUUCAACCGUAUUUCUACUACGACAACGAGGAGGAGGAUUUCUACCCUCAGCAGCUUCAGCCUCCGGCACCGAGCGAAGACAUCUGGAAGAAAUUUGAACUGCUGCCGACCCCUCCCCUCUCCCCGAGCCGCCGGCCGUCCCUGUCAAGCCUCUUCCCCUCCACGGCGGAUCAGCUGGAAAUGGUGACCGAGUUCCUGGGCGACGACGUGGUCAACCAGAGCAUCAUCUGCGACGCCGACUACUCCCAGACCUUCCUCAAGUCCAUCAUCAUCCAGGACUGCAUGUGGAGCGGCUUCUCCGCCGCGGCCAAGCUGGAGAAGGUGGUCUCCGAGCGGCUUGCCUCCCUGCACGCUGCGAGGAAGGAGUCGGCGGGCGGUGAGUGCGCGGAGCCCGCUGGUGCAGCUGCGUGGAGGCUGAACAGCAACUACCUGCAAGAUUUGAACACAUCCGCAUCGGAGUGCAUUGAUCCAUCUGUGGUUUUCCCGUACCCGGUAGCAGAGACGCCCAAGCAGAGCCCGGGGACGCCGCCUAGUAAGGACUUGGGACUGGACACGCCACCAAACAGCGGCAGCAGCAGCAGCAGCAGUAGCUGCAGCGACUCUGAAGAUGAGGAUGGAGAUGAUGAUGAGGAGGAGGAGGACCAGGAGGAAGAGGAGGAGAUCGACGUGGUCACCGUGGAGAAGAGGCAGGCGGUGAAGCGGUGCGACCCCAGCCCUUCGGAGACCAGACAUCCCAGCCCUCUCGUGUUGAAGAGGUGCCAUGUCUCCACCCACCAGCACAAUUAUGCCGCCCAUCCAUCCAUGAGGCACGAGCAGCCGGCUGUCAAGAGGAUGAAGCUGGAGAGCAGCAGCAGCAGCAGCAACAACAGCAGCAGCGGCGGAGGCAGCCACAGCAGGGUCCUCAAACAGAUCAGCAGCAACCGCAAGUGUUCAAGCCCGCGGACGUCUGACACGGAGGACUAUGACAAGAGAAGGACUCAUAACGUACUGGAGCGCCAGAGGAGGAACGAGCUGAAGUUGAGCUUCUUCGCCCUGCGGGACGAGAUCCCAGAGGUGGCCAACAACGAGAAGGCAGCUAAAGUGGUGAUCCUGAAGAAGGCUACAGAGUGCAUUUACAGCAUGCAGACGGACGAACAGAGACUCCUCUCACUCAAAGAACAGUUGCGGAGGAAAAGUGAACUUUUAAAGCAGAGACUCUCGCAGCUGCAGGGCUCUCGUGCUUAAAGUUUGAAUCGUAGACUUUUUUGGCCUUUUGUUUUUUUUUUUUUUUUUUAUGCAAGUUCAAGACUUGGGGUGUACAGUUGUUUGUUGCAUGCAAAUGCAAAAUGGAUUAAGUUGUUUGGAAUCUUGUUUGAUUUCAAUGUUAAAACUGCCUCAAUUGAAGUUAUGGGUGGAUUAAAUAUUUAAAAGUUUAUUUUUAUUAAUAAAAUAUAAAAUGGGGCUUCCCUGUUGAGGGCCCAACUAAAAUAUACAUUUUUAUGUUUUGUAUAUAAUUAAUAUUUCCUAAGAAAAUGUAUUUUCUCAAUUGUCUGGAUGUUCAGACCCAGUGUUUUGUUUUUUCCAAUAUGUUCCUAGUUUCUUUUUGAAAUAUAAAAAAUGUUUUUCUUGAA